Messenger RNA from Limanda limanda (common dab), 894 nucleotides. Its product is annotated as V-set and Ig domain-containing protein. NCBI's taxonomy places the organism in Eukaryota, Metazoa, Chordata, Actinopteri, Pleuronectiformes, Pleuronectidae. Bases 1 to 894 code for a protein of 297 amino acids. Gene Ontology annotation, cellular component: plasma membrane. The transcript has 3 exons. Gene Ontology annotation, biological process: regulation of bone resorption; regulation of osteoclast development; regulation of actin cytoskeleton organization. The record is from RefSeq and is a predicted model, not a curated record.
AUGGACCUUCUCCUGCUCGGCAGCUCUCUUCUCUUCUCGGCUGUCGGACUGCUGGGCUCUGGAGACGACGGCUGGUCCAUGAAGGUGCAGCCGGAGGUGCGAGCCGUGGACGGCUACCCGGUGGUGCUGCCCUGCUCCUUCAGCCACCCCACCCACUCCCAGCACUCCUCCCUGAAGGUGCUGUGGCGCCUGGGCCACGGCCAGGGCGCCAGCGUGCUGUUCCGCUGCACCAGUCACCCCGGGCCCGCCGCCUGCGAGCCCGGGCCCGAGCAGGACCAGCGCUACCGGCUGGAGGGGAACCCCCGACAGCACGACCUGUCGCUGAGAAUCACCAGCGCCGCCCUGCAGGACAGCGGGCGCUACUACUGCCGGGUGGAGGUUCAGGGACAGGCCCACAUCAGCUUCGAGGACAAGAUGGGAACCAGGCUGAGAGUCGAGGCUCCUCCAAAGAUCCUGUCCCUGUGGGUGGAGGGCAGCGAGCAGGCCGGGUUCCGGGCGCUGUGCCGGGUGCAGGGCGCCCCCCUGCCGGACGUCCAGUGGCUCGGGCCCGACGACCUGCUGGAGGGCUCGCUGCUGGAGGGCUCGCUGCUGGAGGGCUCGCCGCUCGGACCCCUGGCCCAGGGGACGCCGGCCCACUACCAGACCGUCAGCCAGCUGCGGGACGUGCAGCCGGGGCAGCACUACACCUGCAGCGCCUCCAACCCGCUGGGCAAGGAGCAGGCCACCCUGUACGUCCUGCCCCCCCGGCCGCCGCUGGCCGUGGGCGGAGCCUCGCCUCCUCUGCUGCUGCUCCUGACGCUGUCGGUGGGGGCAAAGGUCAUCCUGCUGGUGGGGGUGGGGGUGUGGCUGGUGCAGGGCGGCGCUCUGCAGGUGGUCCGCUGCUGGUGGAAGUAA